Molecule: messenger RNA, 387 nt
Organism: Torulaspora delbrueckii
Lineage: Eukaryota; Fungi; Ascomycota; Saccharomycetes; Saccharomycetales; Saccharomycetaceae
Gene: MET31
Product: Met31p
Exons: 1
Coding region: 1-387 (128 amino acids)
Biological process (GO): regulation of DNA-templated transcription
Molecular function (GO): RNA polymerase II cis-regulatory region sequence-specific DNA binding; DNA-binding transcription factor activity, RNA polymerase II-specific
Source: RefSeq, a predicted model, not a curated record
AUGGCAGAGGCAGGGUCUUCACAUGCUCAUAUGGACGAAGGUUUCACCCCUCCAUUAAAAAGUGGAAAGAAAUCUGCAAGUGAAAGUUUACAGAACGAAACGAAAGGGGAGAGUGAGAAGUCAUCGAGUGAUGAAAAGAAGUAUUCAUGCUCGAAAUGCAAAUUAGAGUUUCGUCGAACUUCAGAUUUGAGAAGACAUGAGAGAACACAUUUGCCCGUACUACCUAAUAUUUGUUCACAGUGUGGGAAAGGGUUUGCCCGUAAGGAUGCUUUGAAAAGACACUCCAAUACGUUGACCUGUAGGCGGAACAGAAGCAAAUUACUAAGCAUUGGAGGUGAUAUAAAUGAAAUAUUGGAGAGGGCGCAGCAAACGGGCAAUGGGACUUAG